UUAGUUCUACGAAAUUUUACCUGAAAAACGAAUCUCUUUUUCUUAAUUACGUCUCAAAGUUUGAAAAGCAUUGACGAGGUCAGAAAGUAAAUGGGAAAUCGUUUCCCUUUGUAUUUACAUUUCCGAGUCCCCGAAGAACAGGUAAAAGAAAAAGGGCGUCUUUCGUUUUCACCCGUAUCCCCCUAACUUAAAAGGGUCGUUGACUUAAAGAAGGGUGGCAAUUUCCCUACGAACUAACGGUAGGAAGAGGUCUUUUGCGGUCAAGGUCAAGGAAGCGCAACAUCGCCAAACCGCGAGCAGCGUUGUAUUCGAACGAACUGGUCGAAUUUGAUCGUCAGUGCAUUUUGAACAAUGGUGCGACUCGUCCAUUUUUUCUUGUUCAUCUCUUCCACCACCUUUGCACUCACCCAAGUAAUACCCCUGCCACCGCCAUGUCCAAGCCCCAUUUACUGUCAUGGCCCACUGUUACACGAGGUUCAGAUGGCUAAAAUAUAUCGCGAUUCGAAAACCUUCGUAGACAAGAAAUUACGUUUCGACCCUGACCUAGUUGCUGCCAACUUUUCUCAACUGAUGGAUCUCACGCAUAAUAAACCUUCCCAAAAUGAUCUCAUCAUCUUCAUUAGCCAACACUUUGAAAGUGAAGGAUCUGAAUUUCAGCCGUGGGAUCCGUCAGAUUGGCUCGACGAUCCGUCCUUUCUCAAAAAAAUUAGCAAUCAACAAUUGAGAAACUGGGGGAAAGAACUGCACGGAGCCUGGAAAUUUCUCGGUCGUCAAAUCAAAGAUGACGUUCGAGACCACCCUGAAUUGUACUCUAUGAUUUACGUACCGAAUCCCUUCAUCAUUCCUGGAGGAAGAUUUCGAGAAAUCUAUUACUGGGAUUCUUACUGGAUCGUUCAAGGGCUUCUUCUCUCGCAAAUGAACCACACGGUGAGGGGCAUGUUGGACAAUUUCCUGCAGAUGGUGGAUGUUUACGGUUUAGUUCCCAACGGCGGUCGUAUCUACUAUCAGCAAAGGUCACAGCCUCCCAUGUUAAUCCCUAUGGUCGAUCGUUAUAUCAACGCCACUGGCGAUGUGGACUUCCUUAAUGGCCGACUGCAUCUCCUGGAAAAAGAGUUUCAAUUCUGGUUAACAAAUCGGUCAGUCUCUGUCAAGGGACACAUUUUGGCGCGUUUUAAUUCCGAAACAGAUGGCCCGCGACCGGAAUCCUACAUGGAGGACUUUCAUUCAUCUGCCCAUAUGAGCGAAAGUGAUCGACAAGAAUUUUACAUAAAUAUGAAAUCUGGCGCCGAAUCCGGUUGGGAUUUCAGUUCCAGGUGGUUCAUAGCGGAGGGAGGUCACAAUGAAGGAAAUCUAAGUCACAUUAGUACCAGAGACAUCAUACCAGUCGAUCUGAAUGCGUUCGUUUGUAUGAACGCUCGAAUACUCUCUGAAAUGUUCCGAAAAGUUGGCGACGAGGAGAAAGCACGACUCUAUCACGACAAGUACAUUGAAUGGAAAACAGCCAUUCAACAGGUGUUGUGGAAUGAAGAGCAAGGGAUAUGGCUAGACUAUGACAUUAGUAACAAUGUGCAGCGUUCUUACUUUUAUGCGUCCAACAUCGCUCCAUUGUGGGCUGGUUGCUGGGAUCCUACACCCACUGCUAUCGAUGCCGUUGUACACAAAGUUAUCGAUUACCUGGAAAAGAGUCAGUCCACGAAAUUUGCUGGUGGAAUUCCAACUUCAAUGCUCCACACUGGACAACAAUGGGAUUUCCCUAACGGUUGGCCACCAUUGCAGCACAUGUUGGUAGUUGGUCUUGAAAAUACAGGAGAUCCGAGAGCCAAAGCUUUGGCCUUUAAACUCGCACAGAAAUGGUUAAUCAACAACUACGACGCAUAUCAACAGAGUAUGCCCAAUGCAAUGUUCGAGAAAUAUGACGUCACCGUUGUUGGACUCCCAGGAGGUGGUGGUGAAUAUGAUGUACAGCUUGGUUUUGGAUGGACGAAUGGUGUCAUCAUGGAUUUCCUUAAUAUUUAUGGCGAUAGAUUGGUGACGGAACAGCCGACAAGUUAAAUUCAAAUUAUUGUAAUGCUUUCUAAUAUGGUUAAGAUGAAAAAAAUCUAUGAUUGUAUAGUUUUAUUGACUAUUUGUGAAAAGCAAUUUCUUUCCUGUUAUUAUUAGAUGACCUUACAGUAAUUUUAUUAUACUAUAAAUGUCUCAUGUUCCAGAUCCUAGUCUCCAUAUUGUACAUGAUUUUCAAUUGUAAUUUUAUCUUUCAUGGGGAUUUUAGAAUACAAAU
Daphnia carinata is the source of this 2278-nucleotide messenger RNA. RefSeq names its product trehalase-like. Lineage: Eukaryota; Metazoa; Arthropoda; Branchiopoda; Diplostraca; Daphniidae. The record is from RefSeq and is a predicted model, not a curated record. Gene Ontology annotation, molecular function: alpha,alpha-trehalase activity. The transcript has 10 exons. Bases 352 to 2052 code for a protein of 566 amino acids. Gene Ontology annotation, biological process: trehalose catabolic process.